This is a messenger RNA of Folsomia candida, 2797 nucleotides long. RefSeq names its product ABC transporter G family member 23-like. The record is from RefSeq and is a predicted model, not a curated record. The transcript has 13 exons. Bases 80 to 2740 code for a protein of 886 amino acids. Gene Ontology annotation, molecular function: nucleic acid binding; ATP binding; ATP hydrolysis activity. Lineage: Eukaryota; Metazoa; Arthropoda; Collembola; Entomobryomorpha; Isotomidae.
UUAAAGAGUGCAUUUUCCUUCUCAUGUUUCAAGUUUCAAUAGGUAAAACGUUUGUGUCUUGUCAAGCAAAAUUUUUAAGAUGUCAAAGGUUAAAGCAUUGAAAAUAGUUUCGGCCACGAAAGUAUUUGCUGACAAAGUGGUUUUGCGAGGAGUGAACAUUACCGUUGAAAAAGGAACAAUUUAUGCCCUUCUAGGUCCGAGCGGAUGUGGGAAAACGACUUUGCUUUCCUGUAUCGUGGGACUUGAGAACUUAGAUGACGGAAAUAUAGAAACAUUUGAGAAGAACGUGUCCAAUUUUAAGGGAAGAAUGCUUGCCAGCCUAAUUGGCUAUAUGCCACAGGAAACAUGCCUUUACGAAUCGCUCACAAUUAUGGAAACAUUCGCCUACUUCGGUAGUCUUCAAUGCAUGCCCUUGCAUAAGAUAUUGAGCAAAGUGAAAAUCCUCAACACGGUAAUGGAUCUGCCAAAUUUGGACAAAAUUGUGAAACAAAUCAGGUCCACGAAAAAAAUUAACAUUGAUUUUAUGGAAUUUAUCGCCCUAACCCAAGGUGCUAACCCAAUGUCAACUAUAAUGAAUUAUAUAUUUAGUGGUGGAGAGAGACGCCGUGUCUCACUCUGCGUGGCCCUCUUGCAUGACCCUGAAAUUCUUCUGUUGGAUGAGCCAACGACCGGGAUAGAUCCACUUUUACGAGAAAGGAUUUGGGCCUACUUGAGGCUCCUUGUCGAAUCCAAAGGAACCACUGUUUUCCUCACUGUUAGGUAUAUGUAUGCAUGCACACAUUACGUCCAAGAAACUAAACAAUGUGAACAGAUUGGUUACCUUCGAGAUGGCUCCAUGCUGGUUCAGGAUUGUCCUAACGCCUUACUACAAAAAUAUGGUACAAAUCCGAACUUGCAUACCAAGACUCUGGAUGAUGUAGUACUUCAUUUGUGCAAACUUCCAACUUGUCUGCUUGCCAGUGAAAUAAGCUACAAAUCUUCAGUCUCCAAAUUUGAAACAUCAAAAUUGCAUCACUCAGGAACAGAACUGAAAAUUGGGUCAUUUAAUACGAUAAAAGAAAACAAACAGGUUGAAAUCCAGAAUGGUAUACCCGAUGUGUCCGACAGUUUUCUAUCCGGGUCGUCAAGUCGUUGGAAAUCCAUAAAACACUAUUUCUCACAAGUAAAUGCUCUCACAAUUCGGAAUUUGAUUCUCUACAGAAGAUAUCCACUAUUAAUUCCUAUCCAAGCCGUUUCCUUAUUUAUGAACGUUUGCCUGAUUUUGUACAUUCUCGGCAAUGAUCCAGUUGGAAUCAGUCUAGGGAAAAUAAUUAACACCGAGUGUGAGACCAAGCCAAUAUCUAAUACAAGCAAUACUAAUACAGGAGAUUAUGCUUGUCAGUUUUAUAAUAUCCUAGAAAGCUUCGGACUAAAUUUGGUCUCAAUGAAUAAUGAAUUUGAAGCGCUGCAAGCGAUUGAAAACGGCCGAACUAGCGGUUAUCUAAUAUUACCGGAAAAUUUCACAAAACAUUUUCUGGAAAGACUUACCUGGAAUAUCCAUGCUGAUGAGAAGACGUUAAACAUGUCAACAAUUUCGGUUCGAUUGGAUAGUUCAGACUAUUUACACUCCUCCUUCCUAGCAAAGGUAUUAUAUGAGGCCAUACAGCAAUUAUUCUGGCAGAUUGGGGGCGAAUAUAAUAUCAAUAGACAGCUGGUGACACUACCAUUCUCGGUCAUAAACUGUGGGCUUAAAGUUUCUGAAAAGAGUGAAAUCAGGAGUCGACAAGAGAAAAGGGUGCAGAUUCAAACUCUAUUGAGCGAGGGAUAUGGUGCCUCCCAAAUUUCGAGGAAACUAGGAGUUGCUUACAAUACGGUCAAACUGUGGGAAGGUCGCCGUACCGUGGUGGACAAAAAAAGGUCAGGCCGACCCACAGAACUCUCCCCCACUUCAAAAUCGCAAAUAACAAGAAAUUUGAAGGAGAAAAUUGGUGGAUCUGUGAGGAAAACACUAAAGAAGCUGAACGAGUCGGCGAGGUAUCAAAAGAAGGGGAAGAAAAUAAGUCGUGCUGCGGUUCGAAAUUACGACCGAUUAAAAUUCGGCGAAACAGUCAAGAGAACGGGAUAUUUGGGUGACGACAGACGGGCGCAGCAAAAACGCUCUCACAUUCUUUUCACUGAUGAAGCCUGGCUGGAGGUGUCACCAACUGGUAACAGACAAAAUCAAAGAUACUAUACAGCGGAUCCGAAAAAAAUCCCGAAAAUAUUGACCCCAAAACUUGGUCUAAAAGUUAUGGUAGCUGGCGGCUUCUGUGCUCAAGGAGUUACAAAGCUGCAUAUGGUAAGUGGAGGUACCGUAAACGCUGCAUACUACAAAGACAAGAUCCUCCCACUUUACAUUAAAUCCAUGAAGGACCCAACUUUAUUCCCCCAACAACAGAAGGUCACCUUUCAGCAAGAUGGAGCACCAGCACACACUGCAAAAGUGACCACCAAAGUUUUGGAGGCGCUCCCUUUGACAGUGUGGGGGAAAGGGGUGUGGCCCGGAAAUUCACCAGAUUUGAAUCCUCUGGAGAAUUUAUGGUCCAUUGUUAAGGAUUCUGCGUACAAACCGCCAUAUCCAGCCACAACCGCUGAGCUAUUCAGAAGAUUUCAACAUGAGUGGGAAAGCAUUCCGGUUACCGUUUUGGAAAAUUUGGCACAGUCAUUCAAUUCACGCAUUGAACAAAUGUUGGAAGCUGGUGGCGGACACUCUAAAUAUUAGUUAAUAAUCGUACAAAAAAUUAUAAUAUUCUAUACACGCAAUAAAAAGUUUUGACUA